Molecule: messenger RNA, 6608 nt
Organism: Dendroctonus ponderosae (mountain pine beetle)
Lineage: Eukaryota; Metazoa; Arthropoda; Insecta; Coleoptera; Curculionidae
Gene: zfh1
Product: zinc finger protein 1
Exons: 7
Coding region: 346-3417 (1023 amino acids)
Biological process (GO): regulation of transcription by RNA polymerase II; anatomical structure development
Molecular function (GO): DNA-binding transcription factor activity, RNA polymerase II-specific; RNA polymerase II cis-regulatory region sequence-specific DNA binding
Source: RefSeq, a predicted model, not a curated record
UAAAAAAAUAUAUUAUCCAGCAUCUUAAACGAGAAUUGGGUUAGAAAUAGAUUCAGAGUAACCAUUAAUUAGCUGCUGAUAAGAGAUGUUAAAAGAAAUAACAUUGGUUAUCAAGUUAUACUGCGUUUCGUCUCCAUUGGUUGGUUAAAGAUUAUUAUUGACUGUAGUUUCUCUCGUGUUGUUGACCUGUCGCCGCAGAUUAUGGUGUGUAGUGUUUUUCGCGAAAUUCGUGUUCCGAAAUUGCCGUUGAGCAAAUGAACAAAAAAAGGUGCCUGAGUUUAAAAUACGGAAAGUGUUUUUCGUUUAAUGAAUAUAAUCGUGUGGUGCACGCAACAAAUUUAGAAAAUGAGGUUUAAGCAGCAGAACACUCGUCGAAUUCUUCCAGCAGUGGAGAUAAGUCACAUCAGCCAACCAAUUUUCAAUGUAGAUCCACAAGUUUCUGUCAUACGACCAUCCUCAGCAUGCCACACGAUUCACAAUCAACAUAACAGCAAAUAUGCAAAUAGUUCCGACAAGAGACCAUCGACUGGUCGCGAUGAGCUUCAGAAAAGCAAAGGAGAAAAUGUAGAAGUGUUUCAAAAUAAUAAUAUGUCAUUCAGUAUUUUUAAUGAUACCCAGACUGAUGUGGGAUCUCCGUCGGACCUCAUUGGAAACUGUACAGACUUUUCUGAAGGUGAAUCAGAAGACGAAGAGAACGGACAAAAAGAAGUGACCCGCAACAUUGAGCUUCUCGAACGGGUAUAUCAAGAUACAACAAUAACCUUUGAAAGUGCUCCAGUCUUAACUAAUGCGGUCAUAAAGGAAGAAGAACUUAGUGCAAGCGCCGACUACUUCAUCAAAUGCCCACAAUGCCAAAAAGGAUGCCAAAGCUUUCAGGCGCUGAAAGAACACAUGGAAAUUGCUCAUACGGACCUGACAGCCACAUCUGAAAAUAGUCUGUCAGUAACCAGUGCUGUUUCGCCCACAUCUUUGACAGGAAUUACAGGACGCUAUGGAUGCUCGCAAUGUAAUUCUUCAUUUUCUUCUAAAGAACACUUGGAGAAGCACGAAUUAUUGCACUCGCCAAAUGCACAAGUGUCUUGCAAAAUAUGCAACAAAACCUUUGCAAAUGUAUACCGGCUCCAACGCCAUAUGAUCAGCCAUGAUGAAAGUGCCAUUCUUAGAAAAUUCAAAUGUACGGAAUGUGAUAAAGCCUUUAAAUUUAAGCAUCACCUCAAGGAGCACAUAAGGAUUCAUAGUGGUGAAAAGCCGUUCGAAUGUGGUAACUGUGGCAAACGGUUCUCUCAUUCCGGCUCCUAUUCCAGUCACAUGACCUCCAAGAAGUGCCUAGUAAUGAAUUUGAAGCUGGGUAGAACUAGAGCCGCCAUAAAUAAUCAGUUAAUGGAUAAAAAUAUUUCCCAAAGUAUCAAAGGCUCAACUAAAAGGCCAUCUGGCAGUCCCAUAAACAAUAACAUUUCUAACAGCCCCAAUCACAAUGCUUCUUACUUGCCCAUUUUGCCGAAGUACCCGGAAGCAGCUGCAGCUUUGUUUCAAUCGCAUAUGAGUGGAAAUCCAUCAAUGGCCCCUUUUUACUUCAGUACGCCACAUAGCAUUCUCAAUACACCGCACACCAUAAACCCAUACUCGGCAUCGGCUAUAAAUCACCUGCUCGAACAACUACAGCAACAGGUACAACACCAGCAACACAGCACAUCAAGUCCUGUAAGGAGUUCUUUUGGGCAAACAUCCGAAUCUAGUGCAAUGGCCGAAGACUUUUCCAAGCCACAAAAAGGUAAACUUAGUGUUACUACUUUAGUAGCUAAUCGAGGUCCGGAGGAAUUUGAUGAUCUUUCCAAAUCCAACGCUUCUGAUUGCGGCGAGCUGGUUAUGGAUGAAGACAGUGACAAUCACAACACUGAAAUACUUAGUGUUGAUGACAAGAUCGGCAAUAGUCAGCAUAAUAAUCUACCUCAACCUCCAAUGUUCAACGCAAAUACUAUCGAUGCAUUGAAAAUAUUUUCCGAGACGAUUCCUGUCACUAAGGACUCAGGAAAUGCAACAGAUAAUUUUACUGCUCCUACUGCACAUUCCCCUAAAGAACACUUUUCGUGUACCAAUUGCAAGGACAUAUUUUCAACAGUUGCUGGUUUGGAGAAACACGACUGCAAAGACGCUCAGAGCGAAGGACUAGCCGCGAAACUAGUAGCAGCCUUAACCCCGAAAUCGGAGCAUGGUUCCAACGAAAACAUUAGUGGAGCUGAAGAUCAUGAUUUUGAGAGAAACUGCUAUCAGGUGGAAGAAGUGGAUUCGGAAAAUUAUGCAACCACAGAUCAUGUCAAUGAGGACGGAAGGAAAGUUCGUGUUAGAUCUUUAAUUUCCGAGGAGCAGCUAAGAAUUCUCAAAGAUAAAUACAAGGAGAAUCCCAGACCGAAACGUGAAGAUUUAGAAAACAUUGCAGCUAAUAUCGGAUUUCCUGUUCGAGUAGUGCAAGUUUGGUUUCAAAAUACGCGAGCCAGAGAUCGACGAGAAGGAAAGUUAAUACAAGUUCCGUACAACCCAACCGCCUCUGGAUCUCGAUAUAAUGUGCCUUCAACGUCCUUGAACCAACAAGUUAUGCCUUCAUCGCCCCAAUAUAUUUCCGAACAACCCUUGGAUUUAUCUGUUAGAAGGUGUGGUACCCUUUCAAAUGACACAUCCCCAUCUUGUUCGCCUAGACGUCCGCAUUCUGUGAAUCAUUCCGACACUACUCAUGACGAAAUAGUCAAUCUUAGCCAUAAAUCGUCAAGAAGUCCAACGCCCUAUUUGUCAUACCAGAACCACUUUCAAGGAUCAAAUUCUUCAGAUCCAAGGCAGUCGCCGUCGCCUCUAGAAUACAACAGCAGCCGAUUGGCACAAAUACUGGCUCAACCAGCCCACAAACUUUCCAAUCUACCUGGAAUGGGGAUAGUUCCAAUGGACCACCUUCUGCAAUUUGGAGCUCACGAUCUUCCUAGUUUAACGCAAUUGAUUACCAGUCGGAUGACAAGUUUAAGUCCCAACUCAAGCCAUUCACCACACGAGGGAGCUCAAGAUGAAGAGGGGUUGCAGACCAAAAGAGCCAAGGUCCAACAAAUGAUUCUUAAAAGUAUGACCAAUCAAGGGUUGGUUCAGGAGGCAGAAAUUGAGGGACAAUUCCAGUGUGAUCAAUGUGAUAAAGCAUUUUCCAAGCAAAGUUCGUUGGCGAGACAUAAAUAUGAGCAUUCUGGUCAGCGACCACAUAAAUGCGACGAGUGUCCAAAAGCCUUCAAACACAAGCAUCACUUAACGGAGCACAAGCGGUUACAUUCAGGAGAAAAGCCAUUUCAGUGUAGCAAAUGUUUGAAGCGAUUUUCUCAUUCUGGAUCGUACAGUCAACAUAUGAACCACCGAUUCUCGUACUGCAAGCCAUAUAGAGAAUAAUUUUUGUUGGCAAGUGUAAAUACAUUUCUUUCAGUGCCGUAUUGUACCUUAGAUUGUUACUAAAGUACUUAAGUACUUUAUUUUCGUGUAUUUAAAUUGUAAUUAGUGUAUUUUGUGUUAAAAUAUUACAUUAAUGGGCAGGUUUGCAUUUGUCUCCGAAUAGAUUUAUUUUAUAUUUUCAGUACAUUUUAGAUUUGAUCUAAAAUUAUUUUCAAAACUAGUUAAUUUACGAUUUCUCAGGAAAAUGCUAUAUGGAGUUUGGUAAACAGGAGAUGCAAACGCAACUGAUGAAAAGCAUUGCUGAAAUUAUUCAAACUCAACCAGUUACACUAGGUGAUAUAGCAUAACGAAAAGAGAUAAAUCUAUUUGUCGGCAAUAUGCUGCGUCUGAUCGUUUUUAAAGCUGUGAAUUUUGUGCCAUAAUAUGUAGAUUAUUGAUAUAUACAUUACCAAAUAUGUUAUUUUAUUUAGGUAUUUGUGCAAUUAUUUUAGUGUUCUUGCAAUCUUUUUUUCUACUUGGCCAUGUCUACAUUAAAUGCAAUUUAAGCUUUCUAUCCCAUAUUAAAAGUUCACAUAAAGUUAUAUAAUGGGAGUGAAAUAUACCUUGCUAAGUAAAGAUGCAGCCUUUUCGGGAUAAAAUGACGCUAUUUCGUGUGAAUUAAGUAUUUCCUUAAAUUAUACAUUCAUUUGAAGCAAAGUUAAAUUUCACAGUAACUGCUGCAAUGAAAUACUUAAUUUAUUGAGAUAUUGAUUGAUUACUGAAUCUCAAAUCAAUGUUUUCUUUGUCUCAAUCAAUGUCAAAUGAAUGUUUUCUCUUUUAAUUUUAUAUGUAGGUUUUCUGGUACCUGUAUAAAUACUCAUUAGAUACGCGCACAUAUAAGUACCAGUAUUAUUAAAUCCAAUGUCUUCCACCACUUUAACAUGUAGUGGUGCAAUUGCAGGCAUGGGGCAAUAAGCAAUUGUUUCUUUUCUGGAAAUUCACAUAAUAUUUUUAUUUGAAUGAGUAUACAUCGAAAUGGUUUUACAUGAACUGCAGUAAUACCUCAUUAUUAAAAUUAGAAGUAACACACAUUUGCACUUCAGUAAUAGAACCGCCAAAAUUACGAACAAACACGUAUUUACAAAAAUUAUUUUCAAUAACAAUGAUAAAUCAUUUAGGCGCUAGUUUGAUUUAGAAAUAAAUUUUCAUGAAAACUUGCUUAUUUGUUAUAAAUAUUCAGAAUCUCAUACAAAUCACUUUUUAUCCUUAUUAUCCAGUUAAAUAUACCUUAGUUUUUAUUUAAAAAUCAGUCGAUAAAGACUAGAUAUUAUGGGAAAGUUUAUCCGGAUAAAUCGUUUACUCUAUAUGGAAUACCUGGAUUGUAUUUAUUUAUGCAAUUAAAUUAAUUGUUACAUAGCAAUGUACCACCAUUUUGCAAAUAUAAUUAAUCGAAAUGAAGAAAUGUAAGGGGGGACCAUUAAAGCUAAGGUAUAUUUUAGUGAUUUGAAAACACCUUCAUUAAAUUGAAAGUAAGAACAUUUUUAUAGAAAACAACUACUUUUAGAUGUCCCGUUCUGUAUGCUAUAUAAAUGGUCUCAAAGAUGCAUUUGAAAUAGUUACCUUUAUACCAAUGCUUCAAAACGAUCACAUUGAUUUUAGUGUAACAUGUUUCUAUCUACGAGAAUAGAUAAUCUUAUUGAUUUUAUAUUGUAGGGUGAGAAAUUUAAAAUAUAUUUAUAAUAAAUCUAUAAUAGAAUCGUUUUGAGUGCCAAAAUUCCGUCAAAUAUAUUACGCGUAGGAGUCUGUAUAUUUAUAAAAAUUGGGUUUCGGCUACAUCGAAAAGCUACAGUUAGUUUUAGGAUUUCUGAAACAGUUCGUCUUAUAGCUAUUGUGUAUUGAUUAAAAUUGAUAUGUAUUUCUGCGCUCAGAUGUAAAUUAAAGAUGCUACAUUUUAUGCCUUCUAUCUUUGGAUUUGUUGAAGAAUUUAAAAUGGCAUUAAUCAAGGAACAAAUCAAACACACUAUUUUUUAAAUGUUUUUGUGAAAUCAUCAUGAAACAUUGUUUUUAGCGGGUAGAAAUAUUUGCCUAACAAGCAACAAUGUUGGCAAGUAUAAUCCUAUAAAUUGUGAAAUACAAUUACUGCGUACGAGUAUACCUAACCAUUCCACACGGAGAACAAAAAACCAAAUCUUAAUUUAUGUUAAUUUCUCAAGACUCCAAGAAUAUAUGCUCGGAUUUUUAUCAGAUAUUCACCCUGCUCUUAUUUUGCAAACAGUACAAUAAAAAGGCACGAGCCAUGCAUUUAAAGGUGUUAAUUGACAAUACGUAGUUCACAUAGAUUUUUCACCUAUACAAAGAAAUAAAUGGUGCCAGUUGUUACUAACAAUUUUAUAGAUAUUCUAAUUAAGGACAUUAUUGUAUAAGAUAAUAUAAUGAAAGCGGUGAUUUGAGUUAACCAUUGAAGUAAAUAUUUUUAGGGUAUUUUGAAAUUAUAACAAGUAAUUGAACUAUUUGAACCAUUCCAAAAUUAUGUACCUAAUGUAUAAUUUCCAGUGUGUCGUAUAAGUAAGGUUGUUUGACAAUAACAUAGUCGUUUGAUAUAAAGUCGUAGAAAGCGACUGCUAAUGUUAAAAUUUAAACUAUAGCAUUUAUUAUAUAACAUUUGCAUCUCAAAACUGCAGAGAUAUACAAUAUAUUGAAAAUAUAUUACUAUACUGGUUAUAUUAUUAUAGAACAUGUAUUUAAAAUAUAACGGUCCUAUAAGCGAGUUCUGUACAUAGCAAUUUUGUAAAUAUUGUAUCUUCCGAAAAUUACUAUUUUUGCUUAUGGCUUUAUAAAUACUCGUUUUUGUAAGUUUUUAUAGUUUGUAUACUAACGUAUUUUGUUCGUGUAGUUUUAUUUUAAUUUUAUAGGUUCUGUGGCAAUUCGUUCAUUUUGUUAUAAAAAACAUUUGUUGAUGUGUUUUGCGAUUUCAUUGGCUAGUUUUACCAAAGAAAGUGUAUAUAAAUAAAAUCAUAUUUAAAUAGCUAAACAUUGUUUAUUUUUGUUUAUGAAAUGUUCCUCUUUUUUUGAAUUUUGUAAUAUUUUGUGUGUAAUUAAACUUGUAAAGACAGUGAUUGUAAUAAAAAGGAUGUACGUAUAAGAUAUAAAUGAACCCAAACCAGUUAGAAAAUGUAUUUUAAUCUCUACCAAUAAAGCAUAUAUGAAUUAAU